Messenger RNA from Acanthosepion pharaonis, 1032 nucleotides. The record is from the annotation of a GenBank genome assembly. NCBI's taxonomy places the organism in Eukaryota, Metazoa, Mollusca, Cephalopoda, Sepiida, Sepiidae.
AUGAUCAUUCAUUCAUUCAUUCAUUCAUUUUCUUUUCUUUCUUUCUUUCUUUCUUUCUUUUUUUCUUUCUUUCUUUCUUUCUUUCUUAAUUCCAGAAGCAUCUAUAAUCUUCAUUCAUUUUCUUUCUUUCUUUCUUUUUUUCUUUCUUUCUUUCUUUCUUUCUUUCUUUCUUUCUUUCUUAAUUCCAGUGUCAUCUAUAUAGCUUUUCUUUCUUUUUUUCUUUCUUUCUUUCUUUCUUUCUUUCUUUCUUUCUUUCUUUCUUUCUUUCUUUCUUUCUUAAUUCGAGCAGCACCUAUAAUCGUUAUUCAUUUACUUACUUUCUUUCUUAUUUUCAGUAGCAUCUCUAUCGGUUUUCUUUCUUUUUCUUUCUUUCUUUCUUUCUUUCUUUCUUUCUCGCACAAUAUUUCUUUGUUUCUUGCUUACACCUUUCUUUCUUAUAUUUUCUUUCUUUCUUUUUUCUUUCUUUUUCUUUCUUGCAUACUCUUUUUUUUCCUUCCUUCUUUCUUUCUUAUAGUUUUCAUUUCUUUCUUUUUUUUCACAUUUGUAAUUGUUCUUUCUUUCUUUCUUUCUUUCUUUCUUUUUCUGUCUUUCUUUCUUUCUUUCUUUCUUUUUUCUUCUUACAUUUUUAAUCUUUCUUUCUUACAUCUUACAUUGUUUUCAUUCUUUGUUUUUCUUUGUUUCUUUUUUCUUACGACUGCAAUCUUUCUUUCUUUCUUUCUUUCUUUCUUCUUUCUUUCUCACAUUUGGACAAGCUGCUUGAACAUUGGCAGCCAGGAAACGGUUAAGGUCGAAUUUUACUUUUUUUCUUCUCUCUCGCCAUUCCAAUCUUUCUUUGUUGUACUCAUCCGUCUUUCUUUUUCUUUCCUUUUAUUACCGUCCAUUUUUUCUCUUUUUCUUUUCACUGCUACAUCAUUUCUUUUCUUUCAUCAUAUCACCCUUAUGUAUUUCUUCGUGUUUUUUUUUGUUUUUUUUCAUUUUCAUUUUAAUCGGCGUCUUUUUUUACUCUUUUGUGAUCUCUUCUUUUUAUAUUGA